Molecule: messenger RNA, 1428 nt
Organism: Closterium sp. Naga37s-1
Lineage: Eukaryota; Viridiplantae; Streptophyta; Zygnematophyceae; Desmidiales; Closteriaceae
Source: the annotation of a GenBank genome assembly
AUGGGGCCAGCAGUGCAGCAGCUAGCUCCAGCUAUUGAGGCCUUUCCUCUCACUGGCAUUGCGCUGAGUGUGGCAGGUAACCUGUUUAUAGAGCAGGCGUUGGAGGCCCGCAGCCCGUGCACAGAGCAGGCAGUGGAGGCACUGCAGCGCAGCAGCAUACCGCUGCCACCGGGGGUGCUGAGGAACGACCUUGACCCUCUCGGGCGCUUCCUUGAACAAAUCCCGCCCGUUCUCGGACAGGUGCGGUUACCACCUCCACUCACAUGCACCACCAAUGCCACACACGUGGGACAGGUGCGGUUACCACCUCCACUCACAUUCGUUACCAUUACCUCACACAGGUGGGACAGGUGCGGUUACCACCUCCCCUCACAUUUGUUACCAUUACCUCACACACGUGGGACAGGUGCGGUUACCACCUCCCCUCACAUUCGUUACCAUUACCUCACACACGUGGGACAGGUGCGGGAUGGAGUGUCGGAGUUCACACCACCACCGGCAGAGACCAGGAAGCUUAUCGCCUCCUCCUAUGCUGUCCCACGGAACCUCCUGAUCAAGUUCUCGGUGGACACCUUAGAUGAGACGGACCAGCUGGAGCCCAUUCUCAUGGGGCGCAUGGAGGAGAUUGGCGGCUCUGUUUCCACUCUGCUGCUUGAGGGGACUCACGCGACUCCCCUGGCUCCAAGGCUAGGUGAGAUCCUACUGCCGUACCUACUGUCCCCAUGCGUGCUCUGCCCCAUGCUGGCCCAUGUGCCCCUCGCGCGCUGCCCUUCGCGCGCCUCGCGCUGCCGCAUGUGCCCCGCAUUCCCACGCACGCACUGCCCCGCGCUUCCCCGCGCUGCCGCGCGUGCCACACGCAGCCCUUCGCGCAACCCCGCGCGAGCCACCGCUGCUGCUCGCACGCCAUCGCUGCCCCGUGCGCAACUGCCGCCUGGCGCCGCUGCGGCCUGCAACCGCCGCUGCCCACGAGCCGCCGCUGCCCGUGCGCUGCUGCUGCCUGGUGCCGCCGAAGCUCACGCGCUGCCACUGGCCCGAGCGCCACCACUGCCCCGUGCGCCGCUGAUGCCUGGCGCCGCCGCUACUCACACGCCGCCGCUGCCCCGUGCGCCGCCGCUGCCCCGUGCGCCGCCGCUCCCCCGUACGCCGCUGCUGCCUGGCACCUCCGCUGCCCGUACGCCAUUGCAGCCCGUCCGCCGCACCACCGCCGCUAGCGCCCUUACGAAGCUGCCGCAUAUGCACAGCCACUGCCGCCCGACGAGUGCUGCAAACGCGUACACGGGCAGCAGAGCUGACAGGUGGCAAGGGUUGCAGUGGCACAUGCGAGCCAAGCGUGCAGCUGGCAUUGGACUUGUGCAAGGGCUCAUGCAGCCCCAAACCGCCAGCGGCUUGUACAUACGACUCGGGGCACCCGAGCCUCGUCCUUUGUGA